Cercopithifilaria johnstoni is the source of this 1110-nucleotide messenger RNA. NCBI's taxonomy places the organism in Eukaryota, Metazoa, Nematoda, Chromadorea, Rhabditida, Onchocercidae. The record is from the annotation of a GenBank genome assembly.
AUGAGUAACGAUUCCAUAAAGGUUAAUGCUAUUGAGGAAGAUUCAGAAAUGAAUGAAACCAAUAUAAACGAAAGAAAAAAUGAAGAUGUAGGAGAAGAUAGUGAUGGCGAUGAAGAACUGGAUGAAGAUGAAUUCGAAGUGGAUCACAUCCUAAAUGUUGCUGCAGUGGAUGGCGAAGUGAAGUAUCAGAUACGGUGGAAAGGUUAUGGAUCAGAUGAGGACUCUUGGGAACCCGAGCAGAAUCUGGAAACAGCACGGCUAAUCCUUGAUGAAUACAUUGCAAAUCAUCAAGACGAAGUGAAAAAGGCUCAAGAUGCAAUCCUGACUCAGAACAAAUUAAGAAAACGGGGUAGAAAUCGAAUAAAACCGCGAAAUGAAGGAAAUAGGAAAUUACAACGAAGCUCUAGUUCGGAAUAUUCAGAAACUAAGAAGACAGUGAGUCUUCGAGCUAGGAAAAAGAGAAAGACCGAAUAUGAAGAUUAUGGUAGUGAGAACGAUAGUGACAAGGACUAUGAAAAAGUUUCAAAGAAGCGCGGGAGGAGAAGUCGAACAGCACAUACUAAACUGGAGAGAACAAGAAUUGUAGAUUUAUCAGAGAGCAAACAAAAUAAACCACUUACCAAGGAUUUAUCGCCAAAGAAGGCAAAAAAUGCUUGGCUCUAUGAUGACGCCGAGGAUGCAGAUUCCGACGUUUCAGAAGGCAUCGAAGGGACAAAAAAAAAUGAUGUUUUUUUACGUGAGACAAAAGGCAAUAAUCAGUUGAAAGAAAAGGGUGCUGAAAAAAGCAAUAUGUCACUGGCAACGCCUGAAGAACAGUGCGGGAGCAAUUUUGAUGAAAAAAUCGCUGUUUUGUUGAAUGAAAAGAAACAGAAAGGAAAGGGAAAAGUUGCGAAGGCCAACGCAGUGGAAGAAAAUUAUGAACCCAAAGUGGAAUUUAUUGGUGUCGUUCAAUGUCAUGAUGGUGCAGUUAAGGUAGUCUAUUCAAACAAGGGUGAGACAAGAGCACAUGUUGUAUCUGUGAAGGAAGCUUUUGAAAUAGAUGGCUUUGGCUUGGUGCAAUAUUUUGUUAGCCGAUGCGAAUUUGGUAAGCCACAAAGUAGUAACAUAUAA